Messenger RNA from Coregonus clupeaformis (lake whitefish), 2609 nucleotides. Its product is annotated as PRELI domain containing protein 3A. The record is from RefSeq and is a predicted model, not a curated record. Bases 365 to 901 code for a protein of 178 amino acids. Lineage: Eukaryota; Metazoa; Chordata; Actinopteri; Salmoniformes; Salmonidae. Gene Ontology annotation, cellular component: mitochondrial intermembrane space. Gene Ontology annotation, biological process: phospholipid transport. Gene Ontology annotation, molecular function: phosphatidic acid transfer activity. The transcript has 7 exons.
GUGGAGACCGGGAAUAUGUAACCGGUCUUUUUUUUACGACCUCUCGGUUGUGAUCUCGUCUAUACAUCAUAGACUACCUGACGAUUUUCCCAUCCUUGAUCUGUGUGCGCUGUGAACGGGGGUAUGGAUAUUUUUGCGCCGUGUUUUAGCCUACGCAUAGGCCUAGUUGAUUCGUAACGAAACGCCAAGGCCUGAAGUCCCUUUAUUGGUGAUCGUUUCUACUUGAGUCUAAGGACCGGAUCCCUCAUACAAUAAUGGGCACUGAAGAUAUUUCCCCGUAGAGAAUGGGCCUGUAACGAACGGAUAUUUUGGACGCAAGGGCCGGACAUUCUCCUAUAAGGAGAAGGCCAAAGAUAACGGAAAUAUGAAGAUCUGGAGUACAGAACAUGUUUUCAGCUACCCGUGGGAGACAGUGAUAAAGGCAGCGAUGAGGAAGUACCCUAACCCCAUGAACCCUAAUGUGGUGGGAGUGGAUGUGUUGGACAGGAACCUGGACACUGACGGACGGCUCCACAGCCACAGACUCCUCAGCACCGAGUGGGGCCUGCCCGGCAUCGUACGAGCGAUCUUGGGGACCAGUCAUACCCAGACCUACGUCAAGGAGCACUCCAUCGUGGAUCCGGAGGAGAAAAAGAUGGAGCUUUAUUCAACAAAUAUAACUCUAACCAACCUGGUGUCAGUGGAUGAAAGACUGGUUUACAGACCUCACCCAGACAACCCAGAGGUAACUGUUCUGACCCAGGAGGCCAUCAUCACAGUAAAAGGAGUCAGUUUGAGCAGCUACCUGGAGGGAAUGAUGGCCCUCAGGAUGUCAGCUAACGCCAGAAAGGGUUGGGAUGCUAUUGAGUGGAUCAUUCAGAACUCUGAAAGGGAGAACGUCCCUCUAUGUGACCUGUAUUAACUCUGGAAGGGCCAAUCAGAGGGCUGUAGAGGGUAGAAUACAUGAUCAGGAACUAUGUCAUCCUACACCAAGCAGCCAGCCCAGCCAUACCUCCCACAUGGCAUCACAACCCGCCCUGGUGCCCAGCCAUACCUCCCACAUGGCAUCACAACCCGCCCUGGUGCCCAGGCUUCAUAAGGGGGAAUCUGAACCCUCCCUGGUGCCCAGGCUUCAUAAGGGGCCAUCUGAACCCUCCCUGGUGCCCAGGCUUCAUAAGGGGGAAUCUGAACCCUCCCUGGUGCCCAGGCUUCAUAAGGGGCCAUCUGAACCCUCCCUGGUGCCCAGGCUUCAUAAGGGGGCAUCUGAACCCUCCCUGGUGCCCAGGCUUCAUAAGGGGGCAUCUGAACACUCCCUGGUGCCCAGGCUUCAUAAGGGGAAUCUGAACCCUCCCUGGUGCCCAGGCUUCAUAAGGGGCCAUCUGAACCCUCCCUGGUGCCCAGGCUUCAUAAGGGGGCAUCUGAACACUCCCUGGUGCCCAGGCUUCAUAAGGGGCCAUCUGAACACUCCCUGGUGCCCAGGCUUCAUAAGGGGCAUCUGAACCCUCCCUGGUGCCCAGGCUUCAUAAGGGGCCAUCUGAACCCUCCCUGGUGCCCAGGCUUCAUAAGGGGCCAUCUGAACACUCCCUGGUGCCCAGGCUUCAUAAGGGGCAUCUGAACAAUCCCUGGUGCCCAGGCUUCAUAAGGGGCCAUCUGAACACUCCCUGGUGCCCAGGCUUCAUAAGGGGCCAUCUGAACACUCCCUGGUGCCCAGGCUUCAUAAGGGGCCAUCUGAACACUCCCUGGUGCCCAGGCUUCAUAAGGGGCAUCUGAACAAUCCCUGGUGCCCAGGCUUCAUAAGGGGCCAUCUGAACACUCCCUGGUGCCCAGGCUUCAUAAGGGGCCAUCUGAACACUCCCUGGUGCCCAGGCUUCAUAAGGGGCCAUCUGAACACUCCCUGGUGCCCAGGCUUCAUAAGGGGCAUCUGAACACUCCCUGGUGCCCAGGCUUCAUAAGGGACAUCUGAACACUCCCUGGUGCCCAGGCUUCAUAAGGGGCAUCUGAACCCUCCCUGGUGCCCAGGCUUCAUAAGGGGCAUCUGAACAAUCCCUGGUGCCCAGGCUUCAUAAGGGGCCAUCUGAACCCUCCCUGGUGCCCAGGCUUCAUAAGGGGCCAUCUGAACACUCCCUGGUGCCCAGGCUUCAAAAGGGGCAUCUGAACACUCCCUGGUGCCCAGGCUUCAUAAGGGGCCAUCUGAAUACUCCCUGGUGCCCAGGCUUCAUAAGGGCCAUCUGAACCCUCUUCCUGGAACAGCCAGUGAACACAUGGAUUAUAUGUACUGCACUGGAAGCUCAUGAAUCUCAUCCAUCCCUAUGGAAUACAGUGAAGAGUUCCAGUACUGGUGUUCAUCAGGACCCCCUGAAGGUUCUCUAUUCCCAGAAAGAAUGUUGCUGGCUGUCAAGUCAACAAUCAAUAGAAACACAAAGGGUUAUUAAUAUAUCAUCAUAAAGACUUUGAUCAUUGAUCCUUCCACAGAAAUAUAUCCCUACUGAGGGAAUUGAGGCCAACGUUGAUGUCCAGUAGGAUAUUGAUUGGAUACAUAGGUGUAUGAUAGAUGUAUGAACGGGGGGGGCCAGUAUGAAAAAUGUAUGCACUCACUAACUGUAAGUCGCUCUGGAUAAGAGCGUCUGCUA